AUGACUUACAAUAGAAGAGAAAUAGGCAUAGGUGGGAGCAUAUGAGCUACAGGAAUUAUGCUUACCCUCUCUUCCCUGCUCAUUUUAAGCCAGCUUACUCAACAAAUUCAAAAGAUGAAAUAUAAAAAAGCUCAACUGAGAUUAUGCUUUAUGAUUCUUGCCCCUGUUUUAAUAGGGUGGCCAUCAUGAGUUGUAUUAAUCCUUGGGCCUGAUGCAGGAAUUCUUGAAUAUGUAGGUGAUUUAUUUAAAGGAGUUAUUUUAUUUAUAUUCGUUGACUACUCAAUAAUACUUAUCGGCUGAGAAAAAAAUGAGGCAGAUUCCGAAUUCAGCCAAGCAAGAGCUGAAGGAUGUUUUAUUCGUCUUGAAAAUGUGAAACAAAUCUGUGAAUGUAUGGGGUCAACUAAAAUAAAAAAUCAAGAAGACGUCUCGUGGUUUCUCAAUAAAGUGAGAAUUGCGGCAUUGCAAACUUGUAUUGUGUUUUUUUGCUUACUUGUGGUUUCUGUUAUUUUAAAGCUGAUUUCUGGGGAUUAUCUUAAGUAUGGGGAUAUGGAUCCGACAUAUGGCUAUUUCUGAAUCAAUAUGUUUAAAAUUCUAUCUGCAACAGUGGCACUUUAUCAGCUGUUUACUUAUUUGAAAAAUAUUUCACAAAUCCCUGAAAUGAAAUUAUUACAAAUUAGAUCAAAAUCAUAUAUGAUUUUAUUGACCUUGGCGUUGACUCUCUAUCAAUCUGCUAUAAUUGGAGGCUUAUCACGCUGGUCAAGUAUAUCUGAUGAGGCCAAUUACUCAAGAGAAAAUAUAACCAGUUACACCUCUAACUUGCUAAUUUGUGUAGAAAUGAUAGUUUUAGCCCUCGUUCAAGGAACAAUUUUCACUGCAGAGGACUAUAGUCUUGAUCUUCAUAAAUAA
Blepharisma stoltei is the source of this 906-nucleotide messenger RNA. The record is from the annotation of a GenBank genome assembly. Lineage: Eukaryota; Ciliophora; Heterotrichea; Heterotrichida; Blepharismidae.